This is a messenger RNA of Alexandromys fortis (reed vole), 2056 nucleotides long. RefSeq names its product zinc finger protein 414 (gene Znf414). NCBI's taxonomy places the organism in Eukaryota, Metazoa, Chordata, Mammalia, Rodentia, Cricetidae. The transcript has 5 exons. The coding region runs from base 299 to 1324 and encodes 341 amino acids. The record is from RefSeq and is a predicted model, not a curated record.
CCCACUCUGCCCGAGCUCUGCCAGCUUUGUAGGCCCUGCAGCAUUUUCCAAGUUGCUCCCAGGCCGGACCCUCGCCCACUUUCCUAGGCCACGCCUCCGCCCAUGGUGCCUUCCUCCUGUCAAAGUUGGAGAAGGGAUGUUAACGAUGCUCUUCUAUGCAUAAUCCCUGAUAUAUACUUUCUUCUGCAACUGAAAUUAGGAGACAGUAGCUCAGUCUGCCCUCACCUCCCGUAACUCAUCUUGCUGGUGACUCAGAAAGUGGAAUGGCUGGGAGGAACCGUCCAAGCCCAGCCCGGACAUGCUAGCCACUGCAGAGUCCAGCUCUAGUGAGCCCGACAAGGAGGUGGCGUCUCCAGAUGCGGUAGCGACAGCCACAUUCUCCUCCGUGGAGGAGCCAGGCCCUAACCCGACACCCAUACCACCAGUGUGGGACCGUGGAGGACCUCCGCAGCAGGUCGCCGCUCCAGCCCCAGACACCUGCCAGCCGGGCUCAACCAGCACAGCUGUGGGGACCAAUGAGGACCUGAGGUUGCCCAGACGACGUCCACCACCAGGAAAACAGAUACCCUGCUCUAGCCCUGGCUGCUGCCUCAGUUUCCCCAGUAUUCGUGAUCUGGCACAGCAUCUCCGUACCCACUGCCCGCCCACACAAUCACUGGAAGGCAAACUCUUCCGAUGCUCAGCCCUGAGCUGCACUGAGAGUUUCCCCAGCAUGCAGGAGCUGGUGGCCCACGGCAAGCUACAUUACAAGCCCAACCGCUACUUCAAGUGUGAGAAUUGCCUCCUGCGCUUCCGCACUUACCGCUCCCUCUUCAAGCACCUGCAUGUUUGUGCAGAGCAUGCUCAGAGCCCAGUCCCACCACCACCCCCUGCCCUGGACAAAGAGCCACCCGUGCCCGAGCGCCCCACAGACUCCGACCCUUCAUCUACUCUGAGCCUGCCUUUCCCUCUACUUGAGCCUUUCACCUCUGCCCCCACUGGGCCCUUCCUUCCCUACUUGAACCCUGCGCCCUUUGGACUGAGUCCCCCGCGACUGCGCCCAUUCCUGGCUGCUGAUCCAGGACCUCCAGCCUCCAGCACUGCCAUCUGGAGAAAGAGUCAAGGUGAGUAUGAGAACCAGUUGCCUGCAAGGCUGAUUGGGCCCACCUUUAUUUACCUGCCUCUUUCCUGCAGGUGCUACUGGAAGUCCCAGAAGACCUCAGGGCGGCUCAGAUGCGCCCUCAGGUGCAUGCAGGUGACGACCAGGGCAGGGUGGAGGGGCCUUCAUUCCUGGGCCUUGCGCCGGCCCUGUGAAUGCCCGGAAGCAGCAGUGCGUGUCCUUUGAAAUACAUGAUUUAUACCUUUCAAAUGCCUGGCACCUAUACCUUCAUCUGCGUCGGCCUUGUGUAAAAACUUGCGCCUUGUCCGUAUCUGAGUGGUCCUAUCCUGCAGAGGUCCAGGGAUGGGAGCCAAACUUGGUGCCUUCAGUGAUUGGCAGUCAAGCCCAGGAGAAAGGACCCAACUCCCUGGACCCUGGAAACUGAGGGGGACGAACGUAGGGAAAAGUCUAAUUUGCCCUGGCCGACAUCCACCAUCCCUGUGGAAAGGUCCUCUGGGGUGGAACCCAGGACUGACCACGGCCUGCCUGCCAGCAGGUACGUGGCCCCCAGCCGCAUCGUGUGGGAACACACGCGUGGCUGCUACUACUUGUGCACGCAGUGUGACUUCUCCAUGGCCUCAUGGCCUACCAUGACACUGCACCUUCAGGACCACCGCCCCAACACCCCCCACAGACCUGGUGCCUGGGUCCCUCCGUGCCGAUGCCCGGGCAGGUAAGGCUGAGGAAUGCUUCAGCAUGAAGCCCGAGGCAAGAGGUGAGGCCCAGGCUCAGCGGCCGCCUCCUCAGCACCACACAGACCCAAUCUCAUUUGCUCCUGCGGUGUCACAACUGUCAGAGGGGGAGCGUCCCAUUUUUUCACAGUUCUGAACCAGCUGUGUUGGCCUGGGUGGGAGAGCCUGCAGAUAUUUUUGUAAUUUGAGGGGGGAGGGGAAAAUAAAGGAGUUGUCUUUGGUCCUG